GCGGCAGCGGACUCACCUGCAGCAGGUGCUCAGAGGCCUGGAAGGAGCGCGCAGGCAGUAGCCAGGGAGAAGAUGCAGCGGGAGCGGACGGUGCGGCUGCAGUACGGGAGCCGCGUGGAGGCGGUGUACGUGCUGGGCACGCAGCUCUGGACCGAUGUCUGCAGUGCAGCCCCAGCAGGGGCCAAAACCUUCAGCCUGAAGCAUUCGGAGGGUGUACAAGUGGAGGUGGUACGUGAUGGGGAAGCGGAGGAAGUCGUCACCAACGGCAAGCAGCGCUGGGCCCUCUCUCCCAGCACCACAUUGCGGCUCACCAUGGCCCAGGCCAGCACCGAGGCCAGCAGCGACAAGGUCACCGUCAACUACUAUGAUGAGGAAGGGAACGCCCCCAUCGACCAGGCUGGGCUCUUCCUCACGGCCAUUGAGAUCUCCCUGGAUGUGGAUGCAGACCGGGAUGGCGAAGUGGAAAAGAACAACCCAAAGAAGGCAUCCUGGACCUGGGGUCCUGAGGGCCAGGGGGCCAUCCUGCUGGUGAACUGUGACCGAGACACACCCUGGUUGCCUAAGGAGGACUGCAGUGAUGAGAAGGUCUACAGCAAGCAAGACCUCAAGGACAUGUCCCAGAUGAUCCUUCGGACCAAGGGUCCUGACCGCCUGCCCGCCGGGUAUGAAAUGGUCCUCUACAUUUCCAUGUCGGACUCAGACAAAGUGGGCGUAUUCUACGUGGAGAACCCCUUCUUUGGCCAGCGCUAUAUCCACAUUCUGGGCCGGCAGAAGCUCUACCACGUGGUCAAGUACACAGGUGGCUCAGCAGAGCUGCUGUUUUUCGUGGAGGGCCUCCGUUUCCCCGAUGAGAGCUUCUCGGGGCUGGUCUCCAUCCACGUCAGUCUGCUGGAAUAUAUGGCUGAGGGGAUUCCCCUGACACCCAUCUUCACAGACACCGUGAUGUUCCGGAUUGCACCGUGGAUCAUGACCCCCAACAUCCUGCCUCCUGUGUCAGUGUUCGUGUGCUGCAUGAAGGACAAUUACCUAUUCCUGAAAGAGGUGAAGAACCUGGUGGAAAAAACCAACUGUGAGCUGAAGGUCUGCUUCCAGUAUAUGAACCGCGGAGACCGCUGGAUCCAGGAUGAAAUUGAGUUUGGCUACAUCGAGGCCCCCCACAAAGGCUUCCCGGUGGUGCUGGACUCCCCUCGAGAUGGAGAACUGAAGGACUUCCCCAUUAAGCAGCUCCUGGGCCCAGAUUUUGGCUACGUGACCCGGGACCCUCUCUUUGAGACUAUCACCAGCCUCGAUUCCUUCGGGAACCUGGAAGUCAGUCCCCCAGUGACCGUCAAUGGCAAGGCAUACCCCCUUGGCCGGAUCCUCAUCGGGAGCAGUUUUCCUCUGUCUGGCGGCCGGAGGAUGACCAAGGUGGUGCGUGACUUCCUGAAGGCCCAGCAGGUGCAGGCACCCGUCGAGCUCUACUCUGACUGGCUAACUGUUGGCCACGUAGAUGAGUUCAUGACCUUCAUCCCCAUCCCUGGCACAAAGGGAUUUCGAUUGCUCAUGGCCAGCACCUCGGCCUGCUACAAGCUCUUCCGGGAGAAGCAGAAAGAAGGCCAUGGGGAGGCCAUCAUGUUCAAGGGCUUGGGGGGCAUGAGCGGCAAGCGGAUCACCAUCAACAAGAUCCUGUCCAAUGAGAGCCUCAUACAGGAGAACCUGUACUUCCAGCGUUGUCUGGACUGGAACCGUGACAUUCUCAAGAAGGAGCUGGGACUGACUGAGAGGGACAUCAUUGACCUGCCUGCUCUGUUCAAGAUGGAUGACAACCGACAGGCCAGGGCCUUCUUCCCUAACAUGGUGAACAUGAUUGUGCUCAACAAGGACCUGGGCAUCCCCAAGCCUUUCGGACCACAGGUGGAGGAGGAGUGCUGCCUGGAAACACACGUGUGUGGCCUGCUGGAGCCCCUGGGCCUCACCUGCACCUUCAUCGAUGAUAUCUCCGCCUACCACAAAUUUCUGGGGGAAGUUCACUGUGGUACAAAUGUUCACAGGAAGCCCUUCACCUUCAAAUGGUGGCACAUGGUGCCCUGACCAGCAGGGCCCUGGCUCUCCUUCCUUCCUUAGGGUCUCCAGGCCUCUCAGGCCCCCAGGUCCCUCCCCUGCCUGACCCUGACUGGUGGCCACACUGAGAGACCUUCAGGAAGUGGAUGGGAUUUGAGGAACCUGUGCUUUGCUGUCCCUGGGAAGGGCCUCAGUGUCCACUGAAGCCAUCCCCCAUGAGCCCAACUGUCCCUCGCAAAAAUAUCUGGAAAAUUGGCCAGUAUCUGCAGAGCCCUGGCAGGAAAAACAAAACUCAAAAAAAUCAUAUGGUCAGACCAUUCCCUAAGAACUCUUAGUCUCUCUUCCAGAUCAGAAUGAAGGGGAAAAGAAAGGCAGGUCUGGGAUCACUGGCUCCUCCAGCACCACACUGAAGUUCAAGGUAGAACACGUGGCCAGUGACCCCAGAUUGACAUCCCCGGGCCUCCAGUGGCUUCCUCCAGUCAUCCAUUCCUUACCUCCUCCCAGUCGCUCAGGGCUUCCUGUGCACACUGAGUCCCUACUCCCUGAGGGUCCAAUCAUUCAGCUUAGAAACUUCCAGAAACAGAUCUUACCAGAGCAGAGUUCUCCACUCUUUGUAGAUGCAUACUGCCCCCAUGUUCAGGGUUCUCUCCCCAAACCAGCAUCUGUGGGCCAGAGUUCAGUAUAUAAAGAUGCCCCCAGUCAAGGCUAUUCAUCCUCUCUUGCCUGGUCCUCAAUUCUCUGGUCAGUCCCUGGGCCCCUCUUCCCACCACUUCCACCUCUUUCUUAUUUCUGAUCCUGCCCCCCAGCCAGGUUCAGGCCUCCCCAGGACGUGAGAAACAACCUGUCUCUCCUCAGACAUCAGCCCCAAUCCUUAAAGGCACUGGCCCAACCUCUAUCCUCACUGACCAGUUUGGGUCAGCUGCUGCCUCAGAGGUGAAUUCCCCAGAGUGCUUUCAAAAGUCCCUCUAUCUGGUCAUAGCCCAACUCAUUCCCCCAGGCUCAGCUAGAAAAAGCUCCUUUAGGGCCAGGAGCAUAGAGAAUAAUAAUUCCUCUUUGAAAGGUUAAAAUGUCCUGUUUGGCCAGGUGUGGUGGCACAUGCUUUUAGUCCCAGCACUUGGGAGGCAGAGGCAUGCAGAUCUCUGUGAGCUCAAGGCCAGUUUGGUCUACAUAAGGAGUUUCAGGUCAGCCAAAACUCCUAUCUCAACAAACAAAAAGCAAAUGAAAACAAAUCCUGUUUUCCGCUCUUAGGCCAACAGCACCCUGAAGAUCUUCAGUCAUGGGAUCAACAUUUGUUGCAUGCUACAGAAACAGUCACUGUGUUGGGCUUUGAAAACACAAGCUGUCCCUACAGGCAAAACCCACAUUUAAACAGCCAGAAUUUGCCCUUACUGUGAGAGGCUCUUUAAAAAUGCCACCCACUAGAUCCAGGGCACCAGGCAGUGCCCUGGUGAGAAAGGGAUGUGGCUUAUGUAAACAGACCCCUUCUCAUUCAGCUGGGCUUGUACAGCGCCAUCUGUCACAUCAGGCCCCAGAGCCUCAGAAGCUGUUGUCCCCACUCUGGGGACAGUGGUGCCUGCCCUUGAAGGCCAGAGCCCCAAAUCCUGUCUCCCGCCUGAGUGCUGAAAACACUCAGAACUCUCUGAGGGUAUUUGUCAUGUGAGUGUGUUUGGUUAAUGUGGCUUUGUGGCUUGCUUUUAUUUUUAUCUAGUCUACAUUAAGGGGAAGUGAGUGCCUCCCAUAUGGAGACUGCAUGUCUUUGUAGAGUGCCCUAAGACUCUCCCCAGCCUAAGUCAGUCAUUUCUGAAAUUUCUGGAACCCCAGGACUCAGACACUGCACCAACCCAUCUCACUUACCCAUCCAGUAUGACUCCUCUCAGUGUGGACACUCUGCCCCCCAUGGACUCCUCACUCUUCCCUGCCCCCACUUUCUGUAAAGAUAGGCCUAGAACAUGCUUCUGGGUUGCAAAACACAGCAGGGUUCCUGUUUCAAUGUUGCUUUUGAAAUAUUCUGUGAAGGGCGAGGGACUGACAUGAAGACGGCAGGAGCUGGGCAGACUCAACUUCUAGCAAAAGGCCUAAUGGAGAAUGAAAGGUGUUUGGGAAGAGCCAGACUACAGAGCAAUAAAAUGAACUGUCCAAGGGAAA
Messenger RNA from Nannospalax galili (Upper Galilee mountains blind mole rat), 4185 nucleotides. It is a transcript of the gene Padi2, whose product is annotated as peptidyl arginine deiminase 2. The record is from RefSeq and is a predicted model, not a curated record. The coding region runs from base 73 to 2070 and encodes 665 amino acids. The transcript is spliced from 16 exons. Gene Ontology annotation, cellular component: cytoplasm. Gene Ontology annotation, molecular function: calcium ion binding; protein-arginine deiminase activity. Lineage: Eukaryota; Metazoa; Chordata; Mammalia; Rodentia; Spalacidae.